Arabis nemorensis is the source of this 252-nucleotide messenger RNA. Lineage: Eukaryota; Viridiplantae; Streptophyta; Magnoliopsida; Brassicales; Brassicaceae. The record is from the annotation of a GenBank genome assembly.
AUGGAAAGCAGACAAAACCUUCAAAAUUGUUCUCAACUACCAACCUCCAAGUUACAACUCUGCUUGCGCGGUGGAACAGCCGUGGUGGGGAAGGUGGUGAGAACACCGGCUAUUGAGCUUUUUGUGUACAACCUUCGUUUGAUGGGUACAGACCGAGCUAAGCGGAAAGCGAGUUCACUCGCUCUGCUUCUUAAGAAAUGCAGAAACACAGCGGUGAUGCCGUCUGGUAAUAGACAAGGAGAUAGUUUUUGA